Messenger RNA from Strongylocentrotus purpuratus (purple sea urchin), 1785 nucleotides. Its product is annotated as galanin receptor type 2. Gene Ontology annotation, molecular function: G protein-coupled receptor activity. Bases 165 to 1250 code for a protein of 361 amino acids. Gene Ontology annotation, cellular component: membrane. Gene Ontology annotation, biological process: G protein-coupled receptor signaling pathway. The record is from RefSeq and is a predicted model, not a curated record. The transcript has 2 exons. NCBI's taxonomy places the organism in Eukaryota, Metazoa, Echinodermata, Echinoidea, Camarodonta, Strongylocentrotidae.
AAUACCAGCUGCACAAUGUAUUUUCCGUUCGUGAUGCUUACGCUCCAAGUCUUAAAUGCAUAGAACAGAUGUGGUGUCAACGCUGAUGCGGGUAUACAGCUUACUUAGUCUAUUUUUCUAAGAAUAGUUGAAAGGCACCUCGUCCUGACGGCCUUCCUGUCACAAUGGCAUCAUUAAAUGGAGAUAACUUGACCAGUAUACCUAUGAUACCAAGCCCUACCACUGUCUUAACUACCGCCAACCCGGACCAACAGGGAGGAGGCGGAGGGGCUGUACUCAACGAACUGUACCUCAAGAUCAUAUACGCCCUUAUCGGUCUACUUGGGAUAGUGGGAAACGGCAUCGUUUGUCUUGUGUUCACCAUCAAACGACGGCAGUUUCAGUCCAUUACGAAUUAUCUUAUAUUGAACCAGUCGGUUAUAGAUCUCUUAGACUCCAUAUUUUUUAUUCUUAUACACUAUGCAUCUCCGAAUGGUCCCAUCUCGGAGACAGCAAAUAUACCGAGCCGUGGCCUUGCCGAGUUCUUCUGUCGGAUGUGGGACUCGGAGUAUCCCCUGUGGGCGCUCUACAUCGCGUCCACAGCGAAUCUAGUGAUCCUUUCCUUGGAGCGCUACUUUGCAACGUGCCGUCCUGUUAUUCACCGGAACUUCUUCACCGUCCGACGAGCCAAGUGGGCGAUGCUGUGCGUGUGGGUUUACGGUGCCGUCUAUCAGCUCUAUUGGCCUCUGGUGCAGACCUUCUCCGCCGACUGGAGAUGCCAUCCCAACUGGCCCAAUCGCGUCGUCCAGAUGUUCAUGGGUGUUCUGCUCUUUUCGCUGGAGUACCUGAUCCCGCUCAUCAUCAUGACUUGUUCUUACGUUAGCAUUAUACUCAUGUUACGUAACCGCACCAAGAGUCAUGGAAAGGUGCAGGUCAACGCGUUCCAACGAGCAAAGCGGAACGUCACGACAACUCUGUGCAUCGUAUUCGUAAGCUACGUCGUUUGUUGGACACCUACAGAGCUAUCCUACCUCGCCUAUAACCUAGGACAUGACUACAACUUUGAGAGUGCGGUCCAUGACGUAUUGAAGGGUUUAGUCGCCUGCAAUCUCUGUGUCAAUCCAUUCAUUUAUGCGUUCAAGUACGAGCAUUUUCAGUCCGAGUUAAAGAAAAUCUUCUGUUCGAUGUGUAACGCGGGGAAUCGUAUAAGUACUGAGUCUCGUGGAACUGUUCUAAGCCCAGCGAACAACUCUUCGAAUAACACACCUUGACAUGAACUCCACUUUUAUACCCAUGUUUGUAUGAUACGAAGUCACUAUAUUUUGCGCAUCUCCAACAUUCUCAACAAUAUCAUUUUUCAUUUGAGAAAGUAUUGCUCUUUCGGCGGAAUUGAUUGAAGUCUAGGUCUCAUGGGAAAUCUUGCUUAUUCUGACAAAAUGAAACGCAGUGAAGAGCAGAAUAUAUUAAAAAGUGUAUAUAGCUGACUUAUUUUCCAGCACCACCAAAUAUAUAUUUUCGCAAAUGCCUGAUGAUAGUGACUAUGCAUCGACUUUUUAUCAUAAUGGUAUCACCAUAAUGGUAUCAUUUUCUGAUAACGCGAUCGCGGCUACUUUCGGAAAAUCAAUCAAAGGCAAUUUAGUUGGAAUUGCAUGCAGUCUGUUAAGAUGUUCGAACAUUGAAUCGAAAUUAUAAUUGGGAAUUGAAAUGGCCUUUUGAGUUGAUUUUUUUUUGGAGAAAGUGUUACCGAUCGUAUUUAAAGAUAAACUUGAGUUCUGGUAAAAACAAUUAAAGGAAAAUUUCACAGAA